AUGUGCCAUACAGGCAAGACGGCGACAGCCACGGCUGUAAGGCGGCACGCCAUCUUUACUCGAAAGGAGAUUGAGGACCGCGUUAAGCAGGGAGAGAUUUUGGUCAUUAUCAACAGCAAGGUGUACAACUUGACCAAGUUUAUCAACCACCAUCCGGGUGGUGACUUGGCGAUUUGGCAUAUGGCGGGCAAAGACGCAACGGACGCGGUCCUUGCGUACCAUCCUGAACCAGUGAUAGAGAAGCGUAUGCCACAUUUUUGCAUCGGGGAGUUAGCACCGAAUACUCAACAUGCCAGCAAACUUUCUCUGGCGUAUCGAAGACUGGAUGCAAAGUUGAAAGCCGAAGGAAUGUAUGAAACAAAUUACUGGUUUUACGUUCGUGAAGCCGUCAAAAUGUUGGCAAUCUGGUUUGCGAUGAUCGGACUAGUUGUCUGGGGUCCGCAGCACUGGAUGACAUACGCGGCGAGUGCAUUGUUGGGUUCGACCUUGUGGCAUCAAGCAGCGUUUGUAGCGCACGAUGCCGGCCACAGCGGAAUAACACACGAUGCCAAAACCGACAUGAUCCUUGGAAUUUGCCUAGGAAACUUCCUUGGUGGACUCAGUCUUGGAUGGUGGAAACACAACCACAAUGUCCACCAUAUUGUCACAAACGACCCUUCACACGAUCCCGACAUUCAACACAUGCCAUUCUUUGCCAUCUCUACCAAAUUCUUUCAAAACCUCUAUUCCACCUACUACAAACGCGUACUGAACUUUGACGCUGCCGCGCAAUUCUUCAUAUCCAUCCAACAUCAUCUCUUCUACCUUAUCCUGUGCUUUGGCAGAUUCAAUCUCUACGUUCUCGGAUGGUCAUAUGUCCUUCGCAAAGGCCCGGUUCCCCACCGAAAACUGGAAAUUACAUGCAUGUCCCUAUUCUGGGCAUGGUUCAUCCCGCUGCUGUCUUAUUUACCUAAUUGGAAAUAUCGCGUAGCCUACAUUCUCUUGUCACACAUGAUGACCGUCUUUUUACACCUGCAAAUUACGUUGAGCCAUUUUGGAAUGGAGGCUCAAGAGAAUCCUCAGGACGAUUUUGCGGCGAUGGCCUUGAAAACCACGAUGGAUGUCGAGUGUCCUAUCUGGAUGGAUUGGUUCCAUGGGGGAUUACAAUUCCAAGUCGAGCAUCACCUGUUUCCCCGCCUCCCUCGCCACAAUCUCCGGAAGAUCCGUCCGCACGUUCUAAAGUUAGCCAAGGACCAUAAUCUACCGUUCCAUAGCUACGGCUUUAUCAAGAGCAAUCAAGUCGUUUUGGCUGUUUUACAAAGUGUAGCUCAUCAAGUACGAGCCGUGUUACGGGUGGAUCCGAGGACGGCGCAUGCCCAUGCCCUCUGA
Messenger RNA from Spizellomyces punctatus DAOM BR117, 1368 nucleotides. RefSeq lists its product as uncharacterized. Gene Ontology annotation, biological process: lipid metabolic process. The record is from RefSeq and is a predicted model, not a curated record. The coding region runs from base 1 to 1368 and encodes 455 amino acids. Gene Ontology annotation, molecular function: heme binding; oxidoreductase activity, acting on paired donors, with oxidation of a pair of donors resulting in the reduction of molecular oxygen to two molecules of water. NCBI's taxonomy places the organism in Eukaryota, Fungi, Chytridiomycota, Chytridiomycetes, Spizellomycetales, Spizellomycetaceae. Gene Ontology annotation, cellular component: membrane. The transcript is spliced from 4 exons.